Messenger RNA from Talpa occidentalis (Iberian mole), 1542 nucleotides. RefSeq names its product claudin 7 (gene CLDN7). Lineage: Eukaryota; Metazoa; Chordata; Mammalia; Eulipotyphla; Talpidae. The coding region runs from base 417 to 1052 and encodes 211 amino acids. The transcript has 4 exons. Gene Ontology annotation, molecular function: structural molecule activity. Gene Ontology annotation, biological process: cell adhesion; bicellular tight junction assembly. The record is from RefSeq and is a predicted model, not a curated record. Gene Ontology annotation, cellular component: bicellular tight junction; plasma membrane.
CCCGCUCACCCGCUGAGGAGCCUCUCCGUGGUGCAGCGGCCUGGGGCUGACAGCCCAGGGUACUUUGGGGACUUCCAGCGCCCAGGACCGCGCCCAAUAGGGCCCUCCACCUUUUGUUCCAGCAGGGUCGCCGGGAGCUGGGGAGGGAACCGCCGGACCUUCGCGGAUCGCGUUUGUCUGCUACCUGUCCUCUAGGCGCAGCCUGUUCCUUCUGCUGUUGCGACCCUCGCCCCACCGGAGGGGGUCGAUUUGUGUUUACUUCGGGUAGUGAGAAGAUCUGCGGUCACUCAACUAAAACUUCUUGCUUUUUUUGGGAGCGACCUAAGACCACCAAGUGGUCUUUUGUGGGGUAGUCCCCUAAAGUUUGUUUUAUUGCAGGGUCGCCUGCCCGGCGUCCCCAGUUUCUGAGGGCGGAAAUGGCCAAUUCGGGCCUGCAGUUGCUGGGCUUUUCCAUGGCCCUGAUUGGCUGGGUGGGCCUGUUGGCGGCCACCGCCAUCCCGAAGUGGAAGAUGAGCUCGUACGCGGGCGACAACAUCAUCACGUCCCAAGCCGUAUACCAGGGGCUGUGGAUGGACUGCGUCACACAGAGCACGGGUUUGAUAAGCUGCAAAAUAUACGACUCGGUGCUCGCCCUGCCGGCGUCUGUGCAGGCCACUCGAGCCCUAAUGGUGGUAUCCCUGGUGCUGGGCUUCAUAGCCAUGAUCGUGGCCACGAUGGGCAUGAAGUGCACAAACUGUGGGGGAGAUGACAAAACGAAAAAGGCCCGUAUAGCCAUGGCCGGAGGUAUCAUUUUCAUCGUGGCUGGUCUCGUUGCUUUGACAGUUUGCUCCUGGUAUGGCAACCAGAUUGUCAGAGACUUUUAUAACCCUUUGGGCAUCAUGAAUACUAAGUUUGAGUUUGGUCCUGCAAUCUUUAUUGGCUGGGCAGGGUCAGCUCUGGUCAUCCUGGGAGGUUCGCUGCUCUCAUGUUCCUGUCCUCGGAAUGAGAACAAGACUGGAUACCGGGCACCCCACUCCUACCCUAAGCCCAGUUCUAACAAGGAGUAUGUGUGAUCUGGGACCCCUUUGUGGCAGACUGAAGGUUAUGUGUGUCCAGAUAACUGAAAUCUCAGGACCUGGGAUAGAGAUGGCAGUGAGUGGGCAGGAUGUGGAGUGAUUGGCAGCCUCCCAGUCACUCUAACCUUGCACAUCAUGUACAAUGGGUGGGAAGACAAAAGGAGGGGAGGGUGUGCUUUUUGUACAAUAAUAAAAAGUGUGUUUUAGAAAGUUGGAUUUUCCCCCUUCAGGGUUUUUGCUUUCUUCUCAGAUCCUUGCCUGGGCCCUGAAGUAUACCUAGUCAGUUAAAAAAAAAACACUGAUGGAGCACCAGGGGUAUGCUUGACCAUCCGUGUGUUCCAACCCUUCAUUGUUAUUCAGACCCCAACACUUACUGACUCAAAGUUUCAGCUGCUUAGAGUCCCUCAUCAAUUCCCAUCCAUCAGUCCUCUCUCAACUUUUACUUAAAUAGCUACCAAAAUUUCUUUAAUAAAAAAUUAAGAUUUUU